Messenger RNA from Rhinopithecus roxellana (golden snub-nosed monkey), 471 nucleotides. RefSeq names its product transmembrane emp24 domain-containing protein 2-like. NCBI's taxonomy places the organism in Eukaryota, Metazoa, Chordata, Mammalia, Primates, Cercopithecidae. Gene Ontology annotation, cellular component: endoplasmic reticulum; Golgi apparatus; endoplasmic reticulum-Golgi intermediate compartment. The record is from RefSeq and is a predicted model, not a curated record. Bases 1 to 471 code for a protein of 156 amino acids. Gene Ontology annotation, biological process: endoplasmic reticulum to Golgi vesicle-mediated transport; intracellular protein transport; Golgi organization. The transcript has 2 exons.
AUGCUUGCUGAGCUGCUGUUGCUCCAGACCACUCUCCUGACCACGAUCUUGGGCGAUUUCAUCAGCAUCAAUGUGGAGAUUACAGGACCUGAGAAGAAAGGGAUUUAUAAAGGAGACCAAGAAUCCAGUGGGAAAUACACAUUUGCUGCUCACAUGGAUGGAACACAUACAGUUUGUUUUAGUAACCGAGUGUCCACCAUAACUCCAAAGAUAGUGAUAUUCACCACUGAUAUUGGGGAGGCCCCAAAAGGAGAAGACAUGGAAACAGAAGCUCACCAGAACAAGCUAGAAGAAAUGAUCAGUGAACUGGCUGUGGCCAUGACAGCUUUACAGCAUGAAGAGGAAUACACGAAAGUCUGGGAGAGGAUACACAGAGACAUCAGCGACAACACAAACAGCCCAGUGGUCCUUCGGUCCUUCUUUGAAGCUCUUGUUCUAAUCACCAUGACAUUGGGACACAUCUACUCCUGA